Molecule: messenger RNA, 1035 nt
Organism: Monopterus albus (swamp eel)
Lineage: Eukaryota; Metazoa; Chordata; Actinopteri; Synbranchiformes; Synbranchidae
Product: putative ferric-chelate reductase 1
Exons: 5
Coding region: 193-963 (256 amino acids)
Biological process (GO): regulation of postsynaptic membrane neurotransmitter receptor levels; regulation of glutamate receptor signaling pathway
Source: RefSeq, a predicted model, not a curated record
GUAACAGGAAGCUUCUUACCAGGCAUUACAGAAGCACAAGCCACAACAGCAGUAAACAGCACUGAAUCAGCUAACGCCACCAGCGCAUCAUCAAACGCCACCAGCGCAUCGUCAAACGCCACCAGUGCAUCAUCAAACGCCACCAGUGCAUCGGCAAACACCACCAGCGCAUCGUCAAACGCCUCCAGCGCAAUGGCAAACGCCACCAGCGCAUCGUCAAACGCCACCAGCGCAUCGGCAAACACCACCAGUGCACCCGCACCAGCUAACUCCACCAGUGCAUCAGCAAACGCCACCACCACCACAGCUCCCCCACUGGCAUUUAACGACACCGUGACAACUCUAAAUGAAACUAUUUCAAAUGCAGAGUGUCGGAAAAAACAACUCUGUGCGGCUUUGCCCGAUGGGUGUGACCCCUCCACAACAGGAUCGUGUUACUUUCUUUCUGCCCAGUCGCAAAGUGGUCUGAACUAUGGUUUUGGGCUCUCAGGAAUCUCAAAAGGCUACAUCGCUGCCAUCUUGGCAACUACCGCCUCACCAGGAAAUAACGAGUCCACCUACAUCUGUGCAAACAACAACGGUAAAGUUAAAUUCUUCAGCGCUCUCCUCCAGAGUGAUGGCACGCUGGUGAAGCAGAAUCUGAAUGUCAACUCUGUGAAGGGCAGUGUCAAUGGAGACAAAAUCCAGUGCAGCUUUGUGGCCACUGUACCAGCCUCAGCUGCUAGAGCAACAGCAACCUCUUUGUCAAUGGGAGUCGCCAAUGGAACUUAUAACAGCGCUAAUGGUGAUUUGGGACCAGCCAAAUCCCAAGUGAGGACCGCUCCGGUGGACCUGUCAAAUCCUAACGCCACUGUCACGUAUACGAAUUCCACUACUGCUAACACCACCGCUUCCCCCAGUACUACUUCUAACCAUGCCAUAGCACUCCAUCAAUCACUGAUGCAAGGUAAGCAUAAGACAUAAGGUGUUUUUUAUGGAUAACUGAAACUAUAGUAUCUUUUAAUGAAACUGGCCGCAGACAAGUCCGACAUGUGG